Leguminivora glycinivorella is the source of this 1543-nucleotide messenger RNA. RefSeq names its product mitochondrial cardiolipin hydrolase (gene zuc). The coding region runs from base 121 to 771 and encodes 216 amino acids. Gene Ontology annotation, biological process: piRNA processing. The record is from RefSeq and is a predicted model, not a curated record. The transcript has a single exon. NCBI's taxonomy places the organism in Eukaryota, Metazoa, Arthropoda, Insecta, Lepidoptera, Tortricidae. Gene Ontology annotation, cellular component: mitochondrion. Gene Ontology annotation, molecular function: RNA endonuclease activity producing 5'-phosphomonoesters, hydrolytic mechanism.
UGUCAUUUUAGUUCGUGUUUAUUUAUUUUAGAUUUAGUUCGGCAAACCGGCAAGCGAAAAAAAUAGCUGAUCAAGUUUCUUCUUCAAAAGACACAUGCGGUAAAAUCUACUUAGAGCAUAAUGACGCCUUUGUUAAAUAUAAGUAAGUCCUUAUUUAUCUUCAUCGCACUUACUUUUGCUUCUCAAUGGGCAUACCUACAUUACUUUAAGAAGAAGGAAAAGAAAAUAGCGCCAAAAGAGGUACACGAAGUUUUGAUGUUUUCUCAUGGACUCGGGGAGCUACAAAGGAGUAAAUAUUCAAGAUGCGUCGUUACGCAGAGUAUGGACCGACUAUUAUAUUUCGUAAACUCCCCACGAUACACAUUGGAUAUAUGCAUGUACGUUUUGACUAAUCUGGAUUUGGCCCAGACAGUAUUGAAGCAGCAUUUUAAAGGAGUAAAAGUACGUGUAAUAGUCGACGCUGACAUGGCGUAUGCUUCUGGUUCUCACAUAAGGAAACUGGAGAAACAAGGUAUCCCUGUUAGGUGGAUGAAAUCAACAAAUCUUAUGCAUCAUAAGUUUUCGUUAGUAGAUGCGUCGAGUGAAAACCCCGCUGCGUUGCCAGUGGUGAUAUUGGGGUCUCUCAACUGGACCAAUCAAGCUUUGAGUGGCAACUGGGAAGAUGUGGCAGUUACUUCACAAAAGGAACUUGUUGAUAAGUACAGGCUGGAGUUUGAAAGACUUUGGGUUCUAUUUAAACCAAUAGUAGAAAAUUAUGAAUCUCAUAACUAGGUUCUAUGUGCAAAGCAAUAUCUUCAUCAUCCCAAUUUUAAACGAUGUCUAGAGAAAACUGCAACUUUGCAGCAAUCCAUUGUUAUACUUUGUUGUUUCUGGAUGAUAAUGUGAAACUUAAAAAAUGUAUACCAGUAUUACAUUUUAUUGUAUUCACUUCUUUGACAUUGAUCAUACAUACAGUAUAUCAAGUUAUGAGGAAUCAAACUCUCGUUUUUGCACCACGAAACCUAUGCACCCUCUCUAUUAAAUAAAAUAUUCUUAUUCUGCCACCCCUCUUAACCUCUCGCAUGCUGCGAUUAUUUUUUCAUAUGGUUUCCUUGUAUGCUGAUUCGCGUUCCGGCAUACAAGAAGUUAAUCCUCAAAUCUUGCUGUCUGACUAUAGGUUCAUUCUGUUAGUUUAUUAAGUAUUACAAGUACUAGAAGUACUGAAAUAGUUUUAAGUAAAUACUAAGUCUAUGUUCAAUGGGCAUUAAAUGUGUAAGAAGUGAUAAUUAUUUUCUAUAAGAUGAUCAAUGAAAUUCAACUAAGAUACUAUAUUAAUACUAAGUUAUAAAAUACUUUUGUACUGAUUAUUUUCCUAUAGGGUCUGUUGUGAUUGAAUUGUUGUAUUUAUGUAAGUUAAACUGUCAACUUAAUAUAGUACAUAUUUUAUGAUUGAUAUGCAUUCUUGCAUUAAAUUUGUCACCUGACCUUGCUUAUAUGAAAAUAGGGCAAAGGGCAUCUUUACAUCAACAUUCUGUUAUGUAAACAUAUGCUUAUCAUGAUUAAG